AAAGGAAGGAAGGAGGGAGGCCGGUGUGGUGGCGGCGGGAUCCAGGGCCUGGGAAGGAGCGGAGCCCUGCUAGGAAAGGCCGGGGCUGCGGAGCUCCCUCUAGGCCCAGCGGAGGGACGCCGGGAGGCCUCCUCCUCCUCCUGGGCUGCUGCAGAGGAAGGAGGCAGGGAGGGAGGCGAGAUGCAGCUGCCCAGAAGGGAGGCAGGGGCCCGGGAGGAGAAGGAGACGGAGACAGAGGAGGCCCUUUCUCCCCACUGAAGAGGGAGGGAGGUCCCCCGGCUUGCUUGCCUGCCUGCCUGCCUUCCCUGGUUCAUGGCGAGCGGCCUUCCUUCUGCUCCGGAGCUGGAGGACCGGGGGCCUCGGGGGCCCUUCCCUGGGGAGCUCCCUUGCAAAGCCGCCCUGCUUCCCAGGAACAGCCGGGGACCCAGUCUGGCUCUGGUGGCUGGGGAUUCCUGAAUGCCUUUCUCACCCGAUGGUUCCAAGGGAGGAGGAGAAGAAGGAGGAGGAGAAGGAGAAGGAGAAGAAGGAGAGGACCCCCAGGAGGUGACCCUCUCUCGGCCCCAGAGACCCUCUGCCUCCCUCUUGGAGGCCACCCUCUGAAGGACAGCUGGAUUACAAGGAAGGUUUCGUGGAAGGCUUUCCCAUUUGGAUGGGGACCUGACUUUGUGCCCCUGGGCGCUUCCAGGCGUAUCCAUAACCUUGGGGAAAGUAGGGGCCGGUUGUGGUUGUUGUGGUUGUUGUGGUUGUUGUUCCUCGGAGGGAGCGAGAGGGGUGUUAUUUUACUGAACCAAACAAAGGGUUCUGGAAACCCCAAAGAGACGGAGCCCCGCAGCUGCAGCACUGUCUGGAUCUCAACCCCGGAUGGAUCCGAAGGCCUCGCUUCCCUGACUCUGGGAGGAGGAAGAGGAGGCCAGCCUUGCCUUGGUGGGAGGACAACCUCCAGGCUUGGCCCACAAAGACGCGGCCAAAGACCCCAGAGGGCGGCCGGCCCUGGCCUUCUGGACCUGAGUGCAAGCCAUGAACAUGCGGCCCCCUCAGACUGCACUGGACAGACCGGCCAGUAAAAAGCACACACACCUGCCCAGGUUAAGCAGCUUGUCUUCUUUGGGUGACUCGGCUCCAGAACGGCGGUCCCCAGGCCACCACCGCCAGCCCUCUGAUGCUAGCGAAUCUACAGGAUUGGUCCAGCGUUGUGUCAUCAUCCAGAAGGACCAGCAUGGCUUUGGCUUCACGGUCAGCGGGGACCGGAUCGUCCUGGUGCAGUCGGUUCGGCCCGGAGGAGCUGCCAUGAAGGCUGGGGUGCAGGAAGGCGACCGCAUUGUCAAAGUGAAUGGGACAAUGGUGACCAACAGCUCCCACCUCGAAGUGGUGAAACUCAUCAAAUCUGGUGCUUACGUUGCGCUCACUCUCCUGGGCUCCCCACCUGCCUCUGCGGGGUUCUCAGGUUCUCAUCAGGAUGGGCACCAGAUGGGGACCCCACAGGUCACGCCAGCCUGCCCUCCGCCACCCCCGCCUCCACCACUGCCUCCACCGCAGCACAUCACUGGGCCAAAGCCCUUGCAGGACCCUGAAUUUCAGAAGCAUGCCACCCAGAUACUCCGGAAUAUGUUGAAGCAAGAGGAGGCAGAGCUGCAGCGGUGCUAUGAGGUCUACAGCCGGAACCCCGCUUCCCUGAUAGAGGAGCAGAUUGAAGGGGCGCGCCGGAGGGUCAGCCAGCUGCAACUCAAGAUCCGGCAGGAGAGAGGAGGGCUCACGGAUUCCAUCCGGCCGGCCAGCGACUCCAGCUCCAUCAAUUCCCGCCUGACUGAUGGACGCCUCUCUUUGGAUUCCCAGGAUGGUGACAGUGGCCUGGACUCAGGCACAGAGCGCUUCCCUUCUGUGAGUGAGAUCUCCCUGAACCGGAACUCAGUCCUCUCUGACCCUGGCCUGGACAGUCCCCACACCUCACCCGUCAUCACCUCCAGGAUGUUCCAGCACCAUCGGCGCCAGGGUUCAGACACGUCUUUCUCCCCUUCCUCCACGGAACAGGGCUUGGACCGGAGUGGGAGGCCUCUCAUCAUUGCUCCUGAGGAGGAUUACGAUCCGGGAUACUUUAACAACGAGUGUGACUCCCUCUUCCAGGAUCUGGGGAAGCUGAAGACACGCUUGGCUCACCUGGGAGUGUUCCUGCGAUAUAUCUUUUCUCAGGCAGACCCAAGUCCCCUGCUCUUGUACUUGUGUGUAGACGUUUACCAGCAGAUGAAUCCCAAGGAGGCCCGAGGGCUUGGGAAGGACAUCUGGAACAUCUUCCUGGACAAAACUGCGCCUCUGAGGGUCAAAGUGUCAGAUCAGUUAUUGGCUGAAAUAGAUUCUCGCCUGCGGAACGGGGAAGAUCUCCGGAAUGCUUUCCUGGAGCUGCAAGGAGCUGUCAUGCCUGAGAUCCAGGAGCAGAUCCAGGACUACAGGACAAAGCGAACCAUGGGGCUGGGGAGCCUCUAUGGGGAGAAUGACCUGCUUGAACUGGAUGGAGACCCCCAGAAGGAGCGCCAGGUGGCUGAGAAGCAGAUCACUCAGCUUGGGGACAUCCUCUCAAAAUAUGAAGAGGACAGAAGUUCUCCCAUGAGCUUUGCCCUGAACACCUACAUGAGCCAUGCCGGCAUCCGCCCGCGGGAGUCUCGCCCAGUCAGCGUUGUGGAGAAGUCCCAGGAGAAGGACAAGUGGCUGCCCUUCUUCCCCAAGACCAAGAAGAGCAGCAGCACCAAGAAAGACAAGGAGGCCCUGGCAGAGGACAAGAAGCGUAACCCUAUCCUCAAGUACAUUGGGAAGCCCAAAAGCUCCUCUCAGAGCACAUUUCAUGUCCCUUUGUCCCCUGUUGAAGUUAAGCCAGGCAACGUGAGGAACAUCAUCCAGCACUUUGAGAACAACCAGCAUUAUGACUCUCAGGAGCCAGACCUCCAGCGCCUCUCCACUGGGAGCUUCCCUGAAGACCUCCUGGAGGCAGAAAGUUCCAGGUCCGAGGUCAAGCUUGGCCGGUCAGAGAGCCUGAAGGGCCGAGAGGAGCUCAAACGGCUGCGGAAGGCUGAUAAUGUGCCCCGAUCCCGGAGCGAUGUGGACAUGGACGCAGCUGCAGAGGCCACCCGCCUCCACCAGUCGGCCUCCUCAUCGGCCUCCAGCCUCUCCGCCAGGUCCCUGGAAAAUCCCACCCCUCCCUACACUCCCAAAAUGGGGCGCAGGAGCAUCGAGUCCCCCAACCUGGGUUUCAGCACAGACGUCUUCCUCCCCAACCUGCUGGAGGAUGAACUGGGUCUGCUCUCGGACCUGGAGCUGGAGCCGGACGCACAGAACUGGCAGCACACGGUUGGCAGGGAGGUCGUGGCAUCUCUGCCGCAGCGAGAGGUGGACCGCCAGGAAGUCAUCAAUGAGCUCUUUGUGACAGAGGCUUCCCACCUGCGGAUCCUGCGCGUGCUGGACGUCCUCUUCUACCAGCGCAUGAAGAAGGAGAAUCUCCUCUCUCGGGAGGAACUGGCCCUGCUCUUCCCAAACCUCCCAGAGGUCAUAGAGGUCCACAAUUCUCUGUCAGAAGCGAUGAAGAAGCUUCGAGAGGAAGGCCCGAUCAUCAAAGAAAUCGGGGACCUCAUGCUCUCUCGGUUUGAUGGAGCUGCUUGUGAGGAGAUCCAGCAAGUGGCUGCUGACUUCUGCACUUUCCAGUCGGCAGCCCUGGAGUUGAUCAAGACUAAGAAGCGGAAGGAAGCACGGUUCCAACUCUUCAUGCAGGAGGCUGAGAGCAACCCACAGUGCCGCCGGCUUCAGCUGAAAGACCUCAUCAUCUCGGAGAUGCAGCGCUUGACCAAGUAUCCGCUGCUGCUGGAGAACAUCAUCAAACACACCCAGGACUCUGCCUUAGAGCACAGGAAGCUGUGCCGGGCCAGAGAUCAGUGCCGCCAGAUCCUCAGGUAUGUGAACGAGGCGGUGAAGCGGGUGGAGAACCAGCAUCGCCUGGAGGCCUACCAGAAGCGCCUGGACACAACCUCUUUGGAGAGGACCAGCAACCCCUUGGCAGCUGAGUUCAAGAAUCUUGAUCUCCGAAGCCGGCGCAUGAUCCACGAGGGACUCCUGAGUUGGCGCAUCAGCAAAGACAAGACUGUGGCAGAUCUGCACGUCCUGCUUCUGGAGGAUCUCCUGGUGCUCCUCCAGCGACAGGAUGAGAAGCUGGUCCUGAAGUGCCACAGCAAGAUGACACUGGGCUCCUCGGACACCAAGCAGACCUUCAGCCCUGUCCUCAAGCUCAACUCAGUCCUCAUCCGCUCCGUAGCCACAGAUAAGCGAGCGCUCUUCAUCAUCUGCACUUCUGAACUGGGGCCUCAGAUCUAUGAGCUAGUCGCCUCAACGUCGUCGGAGAAGAACAUGUGGAUGGAGCUUCUGGACGAGGCUGUGAAGAAUGCCACGCGGAACGCCACUCUGCCCUCUAAGCGCCACUCCCAGGAGGUGCCUCUGCCCCAGGCAGCCCCAUCUGGUCUGGUGCUCCAGGAUGCUGACAUCUCCUCGAACCUGACCCAGGACAGCUGCGCCUCCAGCCAAGAUGCAGAAGAGGAGGAGGAGGAACAGGAGCCGGAGCCGGAGGUGGAGGAGGAGGAAGAAGAAGCCACAGCGGGAGGUUCAGAUGAGACCCCAAUGGAUGUCCUUCUUGAGGAGAGGCAUCCUGUCCCAGCGGAGGUGAUAGGCAGCGAGGAAGAAGAGAAGGAGGAAGAAGAGGAGGAGGAGAAGGAAGAAGAGGAAGGCCAGCCAUCUGCUGCCUCCCCACUGCUCCCCAUGGAGGACCUUCCUCUGGGGGAGAGGCUGGAGCCCGACCAACCCUUGCAGCUGCCUCCUCACGAGCCCCCUGCCUUUUUGGAGAGCCUGGCUGAGUCGGCCCUGGAAGACGUGGAAACCCUUCGCCACCUGCUGUUGUGCAGCUUCCUCCCCUGCCGGGACCCUGAUGAAGACGUGACCCCCACCCCCUCCGUGGUUGGCACCCAUCCACACUGGGACUCUGCACUGGCCAGCCAGGACUCAGGGAGCCAGGAGGAGCCGCAGGAGCCCACAGAGAGCGGCAGUCCCUUGGAAUUUGCAGGACACUCGCCGGUGGAAUCGGAGGGCCUCCAGAAUGGAAUGGAGGCAGGGCCCCCCGAGAUCCCAGGCAUGGAGGAAAAGGAGGAAGAGGAAGAGGAGGGGAAGGGUCUGGUGGAAGAGCCUUGCGAGGUCCAGAGCGAGGCGGAGACGCCCCUUGCCCCGGAGCCCACCCAAGAGGCUGAGGGCCAUGGCAGCUACAAAGUGGUGCGGAAAGCCGAGGUGGUGGAGGGGACUAGCGCAGCUUUGCCCUUGCCAGAGAGCAGCUGGGCAGGAACUGAUGCUGGAGACGCAGAUAAUACAGAUGGAAACUGCUUCUACCUGAGCAUGCCAGUUGGCUUGGAAGAGUCCCACACUGACAACGCUGGGAGCACUGGUCCUGUGGAGACGCCCAAUGCCUCCUGCCAAGCCAAGAGCUCCCCUGCCACCAGGCCAUCACCUGGCCCCCAGGGACUCUCCAAGGAAAGCUCAGCCGCAUGGCCCAAGCCCCCCGAAGGCCCAGCACCUUCUGACCUCUCCCCUUCCAGCCAAGCAAUCCUGGAUGUGGAUGUGAUCUUUCGGACGAUAGAGCAGCUGACUGUGAAGCUGACCAGGCUAAAGGAGGUGGAAAUGGCCCACCAGCAGCUGCUACGGUCGCUAAGUGGGAGGGCUGCCAUGGACACAGCACCUGUGGGAAAUACACUGCCCAGGCCCAGCCGGACAUCACCCGACGGCCACCCAGAGUCCAGAGCGAGUGGCGACCCUGCGUCCUCUUCGCCCUCCUUGGUGGCAGCUGAGUCCAGCCAAGCCUCCCUUUCAGAAGAGAGCCUCCAAGAAGUGACUCUUUAGGGAGGGAGAAGGGGGUGCUUCUGCUUAGAAAAGAAGACCCUUCAGGGCCCCCCACGAGGCUUUCCGUCAGCCUUUGUGGCCAGUUGGUUCUGACUGAGAAAGAAGGAGGCCCAAACUGCAAGAGAUGGGAAACCGAGGCAGAGGAAGAGGGGAAACUGUUCGCCCACCCAGCGGCCGCCCUUUCUUUCUUUGGAAAGCAUGCCUUGGCUUACAUUGCUGUUCUAGAACUGGUAUCCGGAGCUCUUGCUGCCAGGGGCUUUCCCAGAGGCCCUCCGGCUGCCUACCGAACGCUUUGGUUUUUGCUUUAAGUGCAGAGGCACCUCCCUGCCCACCUGCAUGUCUCUUCCACUUUGGGGGUGAGGCUUUCCUGGCACAACCCUCAGGCUGAACCAGGGACACACGGAGCCACCCGUGCUGCCCAGCCGAGUCGCUUUCCCUCUGGACGCGGCGGCAGUGGGAUGCUGGAAUCCCCCGUACAAUGAAUUGCACUUUUCCUUUGGUUUUUCUCCAUGCCCGAGACAGAUGCCACUUGGAGCGACCCGGCUGCUUCCAGACCACCUCCUCUGAUAUAAAUAUGUAUGUAUGUGCAUUGAGUGGUUGUAAAUAUGAUAGACGGUUAUUGUUGUUGUUGUUUUAAUUUGCCUUCAUACCCUGGCUGAUGACAAGAAAACCCAAAAGGCCGUGACCACUGUCGCUGUAGCCUGGUGGGGCCAGGAUGAGCCUGGGCCAGCAGCCUUCCGGCUGUUCCUUUUAGUGUGGGGCCAUGCAAGAGGCUGGCUUUGCUCAAGCAGCAGCAAGAAGAAUUGGCCAGCCCACUCCUCAGUCUCUCAGGUUCCUCUCGGUUUCUUCCAUGCCAGCCUUCAGGGUGGGGAAUGGCCCAGCAGUGGGUCUACUCGUGGUGGCACCAAACAAGCUCCUAAGUCAGGUGGCACUGGGAAGGGGCCAGUAAGCACUCAGGCGCCUGAGACAAUCUGCCCUCUCUCAACCCAUCUCUGGAGGUUCCUCUGCAUCAGGCCUCGGAUGGAAGUCAGCGAGAGCCACCCACCCUGGCCUCCCCUGGAGGAAGGCCCCAAGGGCCCUGCUCCCCUCGCUCUCAGGAUCCCCGUUUGGGUCGAGAGCCAUCCUCUGCCAGACUGGCUUCAAGCAGCGAGUCUGACCCCAGGGAUUCACCCACAUGCUGCAUCAGGUGUAUGAACCAUACAAGAGUAUAUAUAGAUAUAAAUAUAUAUAUAUAAAUGGAUGCCAGACUCUUUGCUGUUCAAUUAGCUGAAAGCCAAGUUUAUUUUCUUCCUGUCAAUGGUAAAGAUUUUUUUUUUAAAGAAAAACAGAAAAGUAAACUAUCCUUCAUGCUCCUGU
Sceloporus undulatus (fence lizard) is the source of this 7269-nucleotide messenger RNA. RefSeq names its product Rho guanine nucleotide exchange factor 11 (gene ARHGEF11). Bases 1018 to 5913 code for a protein of 1631 amino acids. The transcript has 42 exons. Gene Ontology annotation, biological process: Rho protein signal transduction; G protein-coupled receptor signaling pathway. The record is from RefSeq and is a predicted model, not a curated record. Gene Ontology annotation, molecular function: G protein-coupled receptor binding; guanyl-nucleotide exchange factor activity. Gene Ontology annotation, cellular component: cytoplasm. NCBI's taxonomy places the organism in Eukaryota, Metazoa, Chordata, Lepidosauria, Squamata, Phrynosomatidae.